AUGACUUUGAUAUCUGAAACAUUAACUAAAAAAAAUUCUAAAUGUUCUUUAAUUCCUUUUAUUACAGCAGGUUAUCCAAAUUUACAAGUAACAGUUAAAGCUUUGUAUGCCUUAGAUGAAAAAGGUGCAGACGUUAUUGAAUUAGGUAUACCUUAUUCAGAUGCACUUGCAGAUGGUCCUGUUAUUCAAGAGUCAUCUCGUAAAGCUUUAGAACAAGGUGUUUGUUUGGAUAAAAUUUUGUGCAUGUUGAAGAAAGUAAGUCCUAAUAUAAAUGCUCCAGUAAUUAUAUUCACCUAUUAUAAUCCUGUACUUGCACGAGGUAUGAAGAAAUUUAUUCAGGAUAUUUCUUUUAGUGGUGCUCGUGGUUUGAUUAUACCAGAUUUACCUUUGGAAGAGGUUGAUUAUAUCCUUAAAUUAUGUACUCAAUUUAAUAUUGAGUUGAUUUUAUUUAUUGCCCCUACAAGUUCAGAAAUUAGAAUGGCUUCUAUUCUAUCUAAAUCUCCUGGUUGUAUCUAUUUAGUCAGUAGUUAUGGAGUGACAGGUAUGCGUAAUAAAAUAAGCAUUAAUAUAGAUAAAUUAGCGCAAAAAAUUAAAGCUAAAUCGAAUAAGGUAAUUAUACUAGGUUUUGGUAUAUCUAGUCCUCAACAAGUAUCGACAAUAGCUAAAUGGCAUGUAGAUGGCUUAGUUGUAGGUAGUGCUUUUAUGAGUACUAUGCUAAAUAAAUCUGACAUAGAAGCUAUUCAAUCUUUAAGUGAAGCAUGUGAAACAUUUAAAGCAGCAAUAGAUAAUUAA
Chondrus crispus (carragheen) is the source of this 792-nucleotide messenger RNA. The record is from the annotation of a RefSeq genome assembly. Lineage: Eukaryota; Rhodophyta; Florideophyceae; Gigartinales; Gigartinaceae.